This is a messenger RNA of Lathyrus sativus (Indian pea), 309 nucleotides long. The record is from the annotation of a GenBank genome assembly. NCBI's taxonomy places the organism in Eukaryota, Viridiplantae, Streptophyta, Magnoliopsida, Fabales, Fabaceae.
AUGUCGUUCUCUAGAACCUUCACUGCCUCAUCACUUCUCCUCUCACUUAUCCUUUUUAACAUUGUUGAAGCUCACCAGACAAACACCUAUGGAGCUACAUCGCCAUCCCCUCUUCCCCAAACAAUAGAUUGCAAGGUAGCAUGUGAAGGAAGGUGCAAAGUAUCAUCAAGGCCAAACCUAUGCAAUAGAGCUUGUGGUAGCUGUUGUGCGGUGUGCAAGUGUGUCCCUCCUGGCACUGCGGGAAACUUUGACUCAUGUGCUUGUUAUGCUAAACUCACCACUCGUAACCAAAUUCGCAAGUGUCCUUGA